Messenger RNA from Suillus paluster, 1251 nucleotides. RefSeq lists its product as uncharacterized. The record is from RefSeq and is a predicted model, not a curated record. The transcript has 2 exons. Lineage: Eukaryota; Fungi; Basidiomycota; Agaricomycetes; Boletales; Suillaceae. The coding region runs from base 1 to 1251 and encodes 416 amino acids.
AUGAACCAUGGUAUUCCAGGCAAAUCCAAUACAGCCAUUGUAUUCGAAUGGCAAUCCCAAGAUGAAUUUAAUGGCUUUCUUCUGCACAUCUGCCUCACAAAGGCCCAGAUACCAAUGACUUGGGGAAACUGUAGUCGAUCUACUAGGAUCUAUGACUUGUUUUGUAAUGAGUGGGACUUAUGUGGCAUGUUAGAUCCCAGCAGCAUUCCCAAUGGCAACUGGGAAGAAGAUCAUUUCCCGGCUGUUCCCACUCCUUCUGGUCCUCCUCCACCCCCUCCACCCCCACCCCCACUGUCCAGUUUCAUGCAGGAUAUUGAGAACUACUUUGGCUGUCAUAGGGUUGCACCCUCAUUGAAUUACACUCAUGGCAUUGAACGUUUCACCUCAAUCCUUCAUUUCCAUCUCAGAUUUCAGCUCACAGCAUUGACCCACACAGCCCAUGAUAGAUCAACCACAUUUGAAGAGUGGAUUCAGAGGACUACAUGGAUUAACCUAUGCAAACUCAUUGGUGACUUGGGUGACAACGUUGAAUUGGUUGCAGACACACGGAAGCACAUUAUCACAUGUUUCAUUGGUUACCUUGUUACCCUCCCCAGCUCUCAGUUGUCUCACAUACUGUCUGAUCUCUGGGACCUAGGACCCAAUAUCUCCCUGUCAGCCUUGAAUGAAAACAUUCAAGUUUCUUACAUCCACGUGUCUGAGCAGCAGCAGCUCUAUGUCAUUCAGCCAUGUCUAUCACCAAGUCUGGUCACCUGGAAACUUGUUGUUCCUGAUGCUGCCACUGCUGUGACAUGCCUCCACCAUGACUGGGGGUCUGACAUCAUGGAGAUCGUGCGCAAUCUUCUCCAAAAAAGAAUCCCUUUCAAGACACUGCAGUCGAUAGCAGUUCCACCUCACGCACAACAUCCACUUGUGGAACUCCGUACAUACUCGCUUGGAUACAAGCACCCCAUUUUUAGCGCUGUGUAUGCUGAUUAUGUCGUGUAUGAGCAGUAUCAUUAUGAGUUUAUGAAUCAGCCUCGUGCAAGAGCUGCACUUCUUCAUGGGGGGCUCGUAUGGCGGCUGGCUUUACAUAGCAUUGGUUUCGACGCACUCCCCUCAGUUCUCGAUGGCAUUUCGCGGGAAGCUGUACCAUUGGGCCUCAUGUUGUCCAUUAAUGGCCAAACUUACUUUGACGAUGAGUUAUCAGAGGAGGUGGAUUUUAUUUGCGGGACUUAUCACAUAUAUGACAGAGAUCUCUUGGUGGCCUAG